This is a messenger RNA of Macrosiphum euphorbiae (potato aphid), 3063 nucleotides long. NCBI's taxonomy places the organism in Eukaryota, Metazoa, Arthropoda, Insecta, Hemiptera, Aphididae. The record is from the annotation of a GenBank genome assembly.
AUGGAAUUAUCCGGUAUGGACAGGUUUUGUGGAUCGACUUUUUGGGACUGGAACUUGUCCUGGAAUACCACUGAUCCUGAUGUCACGCCAUGUUUUGAAAAGACCUUUCUAGUCUGGACACCUUGUCUAUUUCUGUGGCUAUUCUCUCCACUAGAGAUAUAUUACUUGGUGAAUAGUAAAUACAGGGACAUACCAUGGAACUGGUUCAAUAUGGGGAAAGUGGCUGGUGUAUCUAUAUUAUGUAUCAUAUCAUUUAUUGAUAUUGUAUAUGCAAUAAUUCGAUAUUCGUCAGGGAUGGAUGUAUUUAGUGUAGAUAUCUAUACACCACUUGUAAAACUAAUAACACUUGGAUUUGUCACAAUUUUGAUUUGUGCCAAUCGAGCUAGAGGGUUAAGAUCAUCUGGGUUAAUAUUUCUAUUUUGGUUAUCUUUGGCAUUUUUCGGGAUGGUUCAAUAUCGAACGGAACUACGAUUAUCAUUUAAUGAUGUUCCAUUAAAUAAUUAUCCAUUUAUAAGUUACAUGGUAUACUACCCUAUUAUCUUAAUAGAGUUUGUUCUAAGUUUCUUUGCCGAUGCUGAACCUAGGCUAUCUGACUAUGGCUACGUCCAGGUACCGUGUCCUGAGAUGAAAGCAUCAUUCCCAUCGAAGGUAUUAUUUUUAUGGUUUGACUCAUUUGCUUGGUCUGGUUAUAAACGCCCAAUAGAGGGCUACGAUUUAUGGAAUAUGAACUAUGACGAUAGUUCACAAGAAAUAGUACGAGUUUUUGAUAAACAUUGGGAACGGUCAUUAGUUAAAUCGAAAUUACAAGCUAGUAAAAACGUAAAUUCCGUUAAAAAUAAAUCUGAUGGGAGUGGAAUUGAAUUAUCACCUGCAAAAUAUUCACUUAAAAACCAAUACAAAGUAUCAAUUCUUCCUGUUUUGUGUAAAUCAUUUGGUAGUACAUUUUUGUUUGGAUCAUUUUUAAAAUUAACUGUGGAUAGUUUAACGUUUGUCAGUCCUCAAGUACUUAAGUACUUGAUAAGUUUUGUUGGAAAUUCGACUGAUCCCUUAUGGAGAGGAUAUUUUUAUAUUUUUCUCUUGAUGAUGACAGCGGUGUUGCAAACGUUAAUAUUAUCUCAGUACUUUCAUCGUAUGUUUCUCGUUGGUAUGCGUGUUCGAACUGCACUUACUUCUGCCAUCUAUCGGAAGGCUUUAAGAAUUUCAAAUACAGCAAGAAAAUCAUUCACAACGGGUGAAAUAGUUAAUUUAAUGGCAGUAGACGCUCAUAGAUUUAUUGAUCUGAUAACUUAUUUGAAUAUGAUUUGGUCUGCACCAUUUCAAAUUGUUCUCACAGUGUACUUUUUGUGGCAGAUAUUAGGACCCAGUGUACUUUCUGGGUUAUUUGUGAUGAUAGUAUUAAUACCAAUAAACGCUGCUGUGGCUAAUAAAUCAAAAAAUCUUCAGGUCCAACAAAUGAAAAACAAAGAUCAAAGAGCUAAAUUAAUGAAUGAAAUUCUGUCUGGAAUAAAAGUUCUAAAACUAUACGCUUGGGAACCAUGUUUUGAACAAAAAGUGUUGGAUAUUCGACUAAAAGAAAUCAAAGUUCUUCGGAGUGCAGCUUAUUUGAGUGCAGUUACUUCAUUUGUUUGGUUUUGUGCUCCAUUCCUGGUAUCAUUAGUAACUUUUGCAGUUUAUGUAUUAUCCGACGAUAGCCAUGUAUUAGAUGCAGAGACAGCUUUUGUUUCAUUAUCUUUAUUCAACAUUUUACGUUUUCCAUUAUCUAUGUUACCAAUGUUGGUGUCAAAUGUAGUUCAAUCAAGUGUAUCUGUAAAGCGAAUAAAUAAGUUUAUGAACUCCGAAGAGUUGGAUCCAGAUUCCGUCACCCAUGAUUCUGAUGAAAAGGAUCCUCUUGUAAUUGAAAACGGUACAUUCACUUGGGGUGAACCAACUGAUGCACCAACAUUAUCAAACAUAAACUUACGAGUUUCAUCUGGACAAUUGGUUGCUGUAGUGGGUACUGUUGGUUCUGGGAAGAGUUCUUUAGUAUCAGCUUUUCUCGGUGAACUGGAAAAAGUUUCCGGUAGAGUGAACACUAAAGGAUCUAUAUCAUAUGUACCACAGCAAGCUUGGAUACAAAAUACCUCACUUAAGGAUAAUAUAUUGUUUGGUCAAUCAUUUAAUGAUAGAGUUUAUAAAAAUGUCAUUGAUGCAUGUGCAUUGAAAGCUGACUUCCAAAUGCUUCCAGCAGGUGACGACACAGAAAUUGGUGAAAAGGGAAUCAAUUUAAGUGGAGGCCAAAAACAAAGAGUAAGUUUGGCAAGAGCAGUUUAUAAAGAGAGUGACAUCUAUUUUUUGGACGACCCAUUAAGUGCUGUAGAUUCACAUGUCGGCAAACAUAUUUUUGAACACGUUAUUGGACCUACAGGAUUGUUGCGAAAAAAAACACGAAUUUUGGUUACUCAUGGUAUAACUUAUCUCAGAGAUGUUGAUUUAAUUGUGGUAAUGAAAGAUGGUCAAGUAUCAGAGUCAGGCACAUAUAAAGAAUUGUUAGACAAAACAGGAGAUUUUGCUGAUUUCUUAUUAUCGCACAUGCAGGAAGAAAGUGAAAAUGAAAUUGAUGAAAUAGAAAUGAAUAAGUUAUUAGAAGAUGCACCUGCAGAUUUAAAAGAAAAAUAUGUUCGCCAGCGAAGUGAAACGAACUCAAAUUCUUCAAUGCAAAGGCAAAUAUCUAUUGAUUCAAAUAAACCAAUUCCUCGACCUAUAGUGAAACAAAACACCAAGCUCAUUGAAUUAGAGAAAGUACAAACCGGAAAUGUCAAAUGGGAUAUUUACAUUCAGUAUAUUAAGUCAAUUGGACCUAUUUUUUGCAUAUCUUCAGUUUUACUAACUUGUCUUUACCAAGGAUUUUCUAUUUCAUCGAACAUCUGGCUAUCAAUAUGGUCUAAUGAUGAUAGUUCGCUUACUGGUGAAACAAAAAAUGAUAACAAUAAGUUUAUGCACUUAACAGUUUACGGACUACUUGGAAUUGGCCAAAGUAAGUUUGAACAUUUCAAUUUCAUAAACUUUGGAUUUCAUUUUAACUGA